UGCUGGGGAAGGAGAGGAAGAGCACAGGGCAGAAGGUACUCCGCCAAAUGCGGCUCUGCGUGCGGCGCUACACGUUACAGGCUUUUGAGCGCGAAUCCGGAGCGCGUUACGCGUGCGCUUCAGAAGGGAAAGCCGCCCGAUGCGCUUUUCGUUUCUGUUUCACGUUUUGCACCACCCACCGCAAUGUUUCAGAAAAAACUAGUCUAGUUUCUGUCGAGGUGUCUCAGGCUGUACAGAAGCGACGGAAAUGACGGCGGAGUUCCAGCAGCCAUCGGCCCAGGGGGCUCCUCAGAGCAGCUCCAUGUCGGCAGCAUCCGAGAAGCCCGCGGCGCUGGAAGGCGCGUGUCCAGCCGCCAAGACGAAAAAGAGCAACGCGGGGGUCCGGCGGCCCGAGAAACCUCCCUACUCGUACAUCGCUUUGAUAGUGAUGGCCAUCCAGAGCUCGCCCAGCAAACGCCUGACCCUGAGCGAGAUCUACCAGUUCCUCCAGAGCCGCUUCCCGUUCUUCCGAGGCUCCUACCAGGGAUGGAAGAACUCGGUCCGCCACAACUUGUCCCUCAACGAGUGCUUCAUCAAGUUGCCCAAAGGACUGGGCAGACCUGGGAAGGGACACUACUGGACGAUCGACCCUGCCAGUGAGUUCAUGUUUGAGGAGGGCUCUUUCCGCAGAAGGCCGAGGGGAUUCAGGAGAAAAUGCCAGGCGCUGAAACCCAUGUACAGCAUGAUGAACGGCCUGGGAUUCAACCAUCUACCCGAGUCCUACGGCAUUCAGGGGGGCGGCGGAGCCCUCUCCUGCCCCCCAAACGCCUUGUCCAUAGAUACUGGGAUUGGGAUGAUGAACGGACACUUGAACGGUAUGGAAGGGAUGACUUUGACGGGACAUUCGAUGUCACACAUGUCAGCCAACGGUGCACAUUCAUACAUGGGGAGCUGCACGGGAUCCGCGGCCGGAGAGUACCCCCACCAUGACAACUCGGCGUCACCGCUCCUUUCAGGAGGGGCAGUCAUGGACCCUCACCCGAUGUAUUCCGGCACGACGUCCACAUGGGCUAACUCAGCCUCUCUAAACAGCGGCACCUCUUACAUCAAACAGCAACCGCUGUCACCCUGCAACCCUGGUGGGAAUUCACUGCAAGCUGGGGCACCGGCACAUUCCCUGGACCAGUCCUACCUGCACCAGAAUGGACACACCACCACUGACCUGCAAGGGAUCCCCCGGUACCACUCGCAGUCCCCCAGCGUGUGUGACAGGAAGGAGCUGCUCUUCUCCUUCAACCCCAUGGCCUCGACAGCCAUCCACCCGCCCGUCAGCGGCUCCUACUACCAUCACCAGCAGGUCACCUACCAGGACAUCAAGCCCUGUGUGAUGUGAGCCCAUCGC
This is a messenger RNA of Scleropages formosus (Asian bonytongue), 1381 nucleotides long. RefSeq names its product forkhead box protein F1-like. Lineage: Eukaryota; Metazoa; Chordata; Actinopteri; Osteoglossiformes; Osteoglossidae. Bases 248 to 1372 code for a protein of 374 amino acids. The transcript is spliced from 2 exons. The record is from RefSeq and is a predicted model, not a curated record. Gene Ontology annotation, cellular component: nucleus. Gene Ontology annotation, molecular function: DNA-binding transcription factor activity, RNA polymerase II-specific; RNA polymerase II cis-regulatory region sequence-specific DNA binding. Gene Ontology annotation, biological process: animal organ morphogenesis; regulation of transcription by RNA polymerase II.